AUGUCGCUCAUGGAACGCCUCAACGCGAUGGUCUGCGCGGGCAAGCCCAAGCAGAAAUGGCAAGAAACCAGAAGAGAGUCCGACACCCGUCGCAGAGGUAGUUACCCUGAAGUCGAGAAUAUGAUGCCGUCGUGCGCGUCUCGAUUCGACUGCAACCCCUUCGACCUCGUCACGUCGCGUCUUGGGAAACGAAACCCGUUCGGCUCGAAGGCGAACCCCCGGACGCAUGAGAUUUGGCUCUUCGACAACAUCGCGUGGGAGAAGAACGGGAAAUGGAAUGCCGAAUACAACGCCGCGUUUUUUUUGAAAGACAGUGGGAACCCGUCGAGCGAUAUCAUUGCUGCUAUUGCUGCGGCUGCUGGUGUUGGCCAGUCCGAUGUUAUCGACCAGCGCAUCGAACCGUUCUUGAAGACUAUCCAACCCGCCCGGUACACACGUACCAUGAUCGACAACCGGAUUUUCAAGUUAGGACCCAGUUCCCGCGAUGGCAUCAGUACGAACGUCGUUUCCGUACCAGACGCACACUCGAAUGGCGAUGUCGGCCGGUGGCAUACUGCAGAGUCUGGAUUUAAAGCGGAGGCGAAGACCAUGUUUGCGUCGAAAAAGGGUUGGGCCAUUAUCAGCGACAUAGAUGAUACCAUCAAAGUCACCCAGACUGACGAUGCCGUUGGAGUCGUCAGGAAGACUUUUGCCGAGAGGUUUCAGGCAAUUAAAGGGAUGGGUCCGCUCUACGAAGACAUGAGAUGGCGUCUCAACGAUCCUCCUUUCUGGUAUUUGUCCGCCUCGCCAUACAAUCUGUAUCCGGUUCUGCGCGAGUUCCGAGAGCGAAACUUUCCUUUCGGCGAACUCAUCCUGCGAGAAGCCUCCUGGCUGACCCUAGCGGGCAUUCUCGGCAAUCUGACCGAAGGUACCCAGCCCUACAAAGUCAGCCGCAUAGACCAGAUCCAUGCUCAGUUUCCGGAACGUACUUUCAUCCUCAUUGGAGAUAGUACUCAAGGCGAUCCAGAGGCCUAUGGCGAAGUCUACCGAAAGUACCCCGGCUGGGUACGAAUGAUCUUCAUCCGCAAAGUCACGGGCAUUGCUCAUAUGGACGAAGACGACAAGAACAGAGAUCGGCGGUUUGAGGAUGCGUUCAAGAAUAUCCCGAGGGCACACUGGCAUGUAUUCACGGAUCCAGAGGAGAUCCACCAGAUCCAUCCAUUUACAGCCUUCGUCAACAUACAUUCCGUCCAACUUGCAAUCAUGGCUCCAGCUGCUGGCGGAAAGAAGCAAAAGAAGAAGUGGUCGAAGGGCAAAGUCAAGGACAAGGCCAACCACGCCGUCAUCCUCGAUAAAUCCACCAACGAGAAACUCCAGAAGGAUGUCCAGUCAUACCGCCUCAUCACCGUUGCUACCCUCGUCGAUCGUCUGAAGAUCAAUGGCUCCCUCGCACGGGCAGCGUUGAAAGAUUUGGAGGACAAGGGAAUCAUCAAGCCAAUCGUCACCCACAGCAAGAUGAAGGUCUACACUCGGGCAGUUGGCGCUACGGAGUAA
Molecule: messenger RNA, 1533 nt
Organism: Eremomyces bilateralis CBS 781.70
Lineage: Eukaryota; Fungi; Ascomycota; Dothideomycetes; Eremomycetales; Eremomycetaceae
Exons: 5
Coding region: 1-1533 (510 amino acids)
Cellular component (GO): actin cortical patch
Molecular function (GO): phosphatidate phosphatase activity
Source: RefSeq, a predicted model, not a curated record